Molecule: messenger RNA, 4528 nt
Organism: Tachysurus fulvidraco (yellow catfish)
Lineage: Eukaryota; Metazoa; Chordata; Actinopteri; Siluriformes; Bagridae
Gene: esr2a
Product: estrogen receptor 2a
Exons: 10
Coding region: 807-2585 (592 amino acids)
Biological process (GO): estrogen receptor signaling pathway; cellular response to estradiol stimulus; regulation of DNA-templated transcription
Cellular component (GO): nucleus
Molecular function (GO): sequence-specific DNA binding; nuclear estrogen receptor activity; steroid binding
Source: RefSeq, a predicted model, not a curated record
CACAAAGACAUACAAUUUUUAGAUUUUAUCAUGUGUGCUGCAUGUCAAGACUCACUUACUUAAUACUUUCUUGAUGCAGUUAUCGGGAAAUUCCUUUUAGUGACUAUCUCGCUAUGCGAUUUGUUUAAAUAUAAAAGUUUCCAGCUGCACUGAAUACUAGAUGUAAUUUGGCCAACUGUGUCUCUGCGCUUUGGUACGGGUUCAAAAGUCUUUGGGACAGACAGUUUAGGUCACUUUUGGUUGAGCUGGUGAAGCCUGUAUGUGAAAAUUUGCUGUUACGUUGGUUCCAGGAUCUCUAAAACUGCUAUGUAACAGCACAAUGGGGCACUAUGUAAUUUAAUUUUUACUUUAUUGAGGCAGUAAAGUGCAUCUAGAUGCUAGAAUUCACAGCACACCAUGAGGAAUAUUGAACACACUUUGAGAUAUAUUUUCAGUUUGUACUCGAUUCUAAUUAUGUUAUCUAUGUUGACAGAGAAAGCACUGAUUAUUACUUAUUCUGGUUUAAUUGGGGGCACUGCUCGAGUCAUGUCUCUGAGGAACAGAAAAGUGAUGUGAAAGAUGUCCUGAAGAAAAUGCAAUAGUCUGCAUUGAUUCCCAGAUAAUUACUGCUCAUGCAGUUCUGCACUGAUGAUCUGUUAACUCUGCAACCUGCUCAAAAGCUGUUUUUGCUGAAAUUCUACCAUCACACAAGUGCAGUUUUUUGGGACCUUCAUCUCUACUAUAAUGGUGCAUAAUGGCUGACUUUGCUCCUUGACUCCAGCUUUCUGAAGGCUUGAUUAUUUAAUAACAUUUAAAAACACUUAGAAAUGUCAGAGUCUCCUGAGAGAGACGCCCCACUGCUGCAGCUUCAGGAGGUCAAUUCCAGCCGAGCUGGAGGCUACACCCGAAUUAAUUCCUCCUCCUCCUCGUCCCCAACCAUGACAAUGGAGAGUCAUCCCAUCUGCAUACCUUCACCCUAUGCAGACAUUGGGCAUGAGUUCUCCACCCUGCCUUUCUAUAGCCCCACCCUGCUCAGCUACAGUGGGCCUCCAAUUCCUGAUUGCCCCUCAGUGCAUCAGUCACUCAGCCCCACCAUCUUCUGGCCCUCUCAGAGUCACAUGGCACCUCUGGCACUGCAUCGCCAACAAUCACAUUGCCAGCAAAACCAGCCGAGCAACGGCACCUGGCAGGAGCUCACAUCCCGCAAUUACACAGCUAAUGAAAACAGCAAACCUAUGGGGAAACGGUCAGUGGAUGGUGAGGAAAGCUUCAGUUGUACAGAGAGCAAAACAGACAUGCAUUAUUGUGCUGUCUGCAGUGACUACGCCUCUGGCUACCACUACGGCGUUUGGUCCUGUGAGGGGUGCAAAGCCUUCUUUAAAAGGAGCAUCCAAGGACAUAACGACUACAUCUGUCCAGCAACCAACCAAUGCACCAUUGAUAAGAACCGGCGCAAGAGCUGCCAGGCCUGUCGACUUCGCAAGUGUUAUGAAGUGGGCAUGAUGAAAUGUGGUAUGCGUCGGGAUCGUGGCAGCUAUAAUCGUGGAGGCUCACAGCAGAGGAGAGUGGCACGAUCUCCUGCCAGGGCUUUAGCCAGCAGUCAGAGACAACCAGAGCGGAAAUCAGCCCCAGUGAACAGGGUAAAGGAAGUUUUUAAUGCUGCACUGAGCCCAGAGGAACUGAUAGCUCGCAUCAUGGAAGCAGAGCCACCAGAAAUCUAUCUUAUGAACGAUAUGAAAAAGCCAUUUACUGAGGCCAAUGUCAUGAUGUCACUCACCAACUUGGCUGACAAAGAGCUUGUCCACAUGAUCAGCUGGGCCAAGAAGAUCCCAGGUUUUGUGGAGCUCAGCCUUUUCAACCAGGUGCACCUGUUGGAGUGUUGCUGGUUAGAGGUCCUGAUGUUGGGGCUGAUGUGGAGGUCUGUUAAUCAUCCUGGAAAGCUUAUCUUCUCCCCAGAUCUUAUCUUAAGCAGGGACGAGAGCAGCUGCGUGCAGGGCUUUGUGGAAAUCUUUGACAUGUUGCUGGCUGCCACGUCCCGAUUCAGAGAGCUGAAGUUACAGAGAGAGGAGUAUGUCUGUCUCAAGGCCAUGAUCCUCCUUAACUCUAACAUGUGUCUGAGUUCAGCUGAGGCAGAUGAUGAACCUCAGAGCAGGACCAAACUAAUGCAGAUGCUGGACUCUGUGACGGAUGCUCUGGUCUGGGCCAUCUCGAAGAUGGGCUUGAACUUUCAGCAGCGCUCUACACGUCUGGCUCACCUGCUCAUGCUGCUCUCACACAUACGUCAUGUCAGUAAUAAAGGUAUGGACCAUCUGCACUGCAUGAAGAUAAAGAAGGUUGUGCCUCUGUAUGACCUGCUCCUGGAGAUGCUCGAUGCCCACAUCAUGCACAGCUCACGUCUGCCCCACUCCACUGUGGCCAUUGUGCACGAGGAGCACUCUGAUGCACCAGAAACCUACAGCUCUCAGCAGUGGGCACAGUCGGUCAUGGAGGGGCCUGUGGAGCUCAGACAAAAUGCCAUGCAUCUCAAGGACAUCAAUCUGGACCUGGUGACUCAAAGAACUGGACCAAAUCCGCUGUAUGAAGCCUUAAAAUGCAUUGAUUUUUGAAAUUAAGGGUCUUACAGGUAAGCAUUCCUAGGAGUCCUACUUGUAUUUAGUUGUUUUGCAAAACUCAGUGCAUUUAUUGUGUUUUUUCUGAGCCUUUUCUUUUUAUGCAUAAACCGAGCAUAUGCUUCUUGAUACUGUUAAAGGGACAAUUUAAAAGACUUUUCCACUGUGACUUUGUUUAAAUUGCAGCUUUAAUAAAAGUGUGACAUGUGUCACUCCUGCACUGUCAAAUUUAAAAUGACAAACCCCACCCCUACGCCCCUGCCCCAAAGGAAUUACCCUCUACUCUAAACACCAUUAUGUGCCUGUACUAGUUACUGCUUCUGAGUUUUUGUGCACAUAUAUUAUGCCUUUUUUUGGUGUUGAAAAUGUAAUUAAUUGGUAAGCCAACAGGGUAACGUCUGCCAAAUACACACAAAUCGCACAAUGAGAAAUAUUGUGUUACACCAGCUGACAACAUGAAACAAAAUCAUAUACACACCGUUUAAUAUCAUAUAGGAAACAGAGAGACGCAUGACAAAUCAAAAGAAAAAAAAACUGUGGCUCUGGUGGCUUGGUUGAAAUCCACUUGGCCAUGCAGAGAAAAGGGUCACUGCAAAUAAAUACAAUGUUCUCCUGACUGACCACCUUUAUCCUAAGAUGAAACAUUCCUAUCCUGAUGUGAAGAGUUUUCUCUUCCAGCAUGAAAAUGCUUUUAUUCAAAGGACACAUGGUCUCAUUGAAUGCUUUGAUAAGGAUAAAAAUAAUGUAAAUCAUAUGUUUUGGCCUUCACAAUCACUAGAGUUUAACCCAGCAGAACAUCUGAGAGAUUUCGCACAGAUGUUAGGCUGCUCUCUGCAACACCAUCUUCAAAACAAAGGCCGAUUGAAGCUGUUGUAAUGUAGCUACUGUAGUAUUUUUAUCUUUGUUACCCAGUAUUUUAGUGAGGUAGUUGAUGUUUUUGUCAAUUGUCUGUAUGUAUCAUUAUGCAAACAAAAACAAUUUCAGGACACCUGGAUUCAUAUUUAAUAAUGAUCAACUUUCUUAGCCAAAAAGACAAGUUCAGGUAGCAAGAAAAGAGCUAACCCUGUAACCAAUGGUAUGAUGAAUAUGGCACUGCCAUAGUUUACAUAAUUACCUUUGCACUUGUAUCCGUAUAUGUAAAGCCAGAUUUGUUCUUAGCAGUUUAGCUUGUGGCUUUCCAAUACUUGAUCGCGGACAGCUCUUAGAUCCAAAGCAUCCACAUUCUACAAACCAACAUCAGUCUAGAAAAUUGGAAAAUUAUUUUGAGUGAUCCUGCUCCAUCAUUUUCUGACAUUGUGCAUCCAAACAUUGAGGUCUGUCAUGACAAUGCAAAGGAAAUGACUGCACUUAAAUAGAAUGUAGAUUUUUUUUUAUUUUUCAAGUUAAAAGCAUCCAGCAAUUUUCAAAAGGAAAACAAUGGUAAUGAAUACAGAAAGAACAAACUUUUUAUAUUCUCUAAAAAAAAAUUCUUAUAUACUAAAUUCCCGCUACAGCUUCGGUGCUUUUAUCAAUAGCAAGAACAGAUGCAGAAAUGCCUGAAAAAGUGUGACUGCUACAAAUGGCAAUUGUUAAUAGGAUUAAGUAAUGUUACUGCCGUUGCUUUAGAGGGCUGUAAAUUUCAUUAUAUGAGUCUAUAAUGACAUGCCACAAUGUUAAAUCCGCUUCAAUUUACUGCAUUAUUUUGUAGCCAAGCAGAUUUCUAUUUAACUGAACUGGAGACAUGAUUAUGUAAACUGUUACAGGUUAAGAUACCAGAUGUGUAUCCUUAUAGGACCCAAAUGAAUGAUUUUUUUUUUAUUUUCAUGAUAGUGUUUGUAAUAAUUUUUAUUGGUUUCUAUUUGUUCAAUAUUGUACUUCGGCAGUAAAUAGUGGUGUUACAAUGUUAGUAGCAUCGGUGCUGCUAUGUAUCAGUGACAAAUCUUGUUAUAAACCAUUCAUGA